CUAUUUAGAUCGUUCUGAAUACAAAACGUACUUAUUAAGCUUUCAGACUGAGAUGAAAUUUCAAAGAACACGAAAUAGCUUAAAUUACUUAUAUGUUGCGGCGCGUUAGUGUCGAGGGCGCAGGCGCGAUGGUGCAGGCGCGCGCACCCCAGCCGGCUGUCACCAGGGGCAGCACUCCGCCGGCUGACCGACCCUAAGGCGCACGCGGCCAUCGCUCGCCCAGCGCAGCAACACCGGCCCCUUGCGGCCAGGAGCCUCGGCGCUUCUAACACCUUCCACAACUGCCACCCGAAGGAAUCGCCACAGUUCCGGCGUUCGAAGAAAAGGCCCAUUGCCUAUAAGAGAUGGAAAUCGUGCCAGAAGGGAAAAACUUUCGAAUAGUUCCUGAAGACGAACUUCAAGCGGUGGCCGAUUUCUUAGUGCGGUACAUGCCUGAAUCUCUAAAGCCAAACAGUCAAAUUUACGAAAGCGUGACGGUGUUUUGUCCAUCCGCCCGGGCUGAUCUAGUUGAUCUGGUGACUUCAGAAAGCAUCCUACUAGAUUUAACUCAACCAUUGUACCUAAAUUUCACUCACGAAGCUAUCGUUAAUCGCUUCGAGAAGCGCUAUGAGGCCCACGAUAAGAUCACCGGCGAUGUUUAUGCCUGUGACAAUCCACCGGCGGAUGUCGAUACUGAUGGAUUGCCACCGGACGUGGAGUUAGUGCGCUUGCAGCCGGAGCACAUGAAGGCCGUGCACGAUCUUUAUCCGGCAAGUGAUAUCGAAUGUCGUGAGGUAUUUGAGAAGUUGGUAGCCGAACUACCGGCCUACGGGAUCUUUGUCGAAGGUCAACUUGCCGCUUGGAUGGUUCAAUCAUACUACGGAGCCAUGUUCUCUAUGCAAACUCGCCCCGAAUUCCGUAGGAAAGGUUACGGUAUUUACUUAGCUCGCCGCCUAACUAAAGAAGUCGCAGCCCGGGGCUAUAAGCCCUUCGUCGUCAUUCGUCCGGAAAACGACGCGUCCCGUUCGCUUUACACGAAACUCGGCUUUGAGAAACGUUUCCGAACGGUGCGCGCCGUUUUGCGUCCUCGCUAGCGUAUUAGAGUUGGUCACUAGCAGAUUUUAUUUUUUUAAGACUUUUGAAAACAAAAAUCAAUUUAGCUUACGGUCUUCGAUCGUCUAGAGAAUUUUAGUAUCUAGUAGCUUUAAGGUUGGGGCGGUUAGUGCUCUCGGUCGUGACUCGAAUAGUCGAAAAAAAAAAACUCGAAUGAUGUUAGCUCCGUUGUAUCGUACAACAUUAAACUCUUAGAUUUAAUAAUAGGGCCUCUGCUGUUUUUGCCUUAAGCAUUAUCAUCUCCCAACAUUAUACCAUUUCAACAACGAAAGCUUCCUUGUUAAAUUCAAACUCCUAGUUAAAUAAUUUUAGUGUAUACUUCUAGGAGCCGAAGCUUGCCAGUAUUUACAGUCAUUAUCGAGAGCUGUGGCCGUUCAUCGCGAUCUCUGAUUAUAACCUAGUUACUAAUUUCAACGACCAUAUUAUUAUGUAAAGUUGUAAGCUAUAAUCGGACCCUACAAAUCCCACCAAGUACAACCUGAAGGGUUUUUCGUUUGUUAACGCGUUGAGUCUCAUGUGAUGACCGCACAGACGUCUGCUCGACCAAAUACUGGGAGGUGCCAGCAAUUGGUCGAGUGGGAACUGCUCUGUCUCAUGGUUUAUAAAAUUUUGGGACCCGUUGUGACGUAUGUGAUAAAGCCGUUAGAGUUAACGAGAUAAAAGAUGAAAUGGGGUGGUUAACACUAAGGAACAAAGUUUACAAUUGCACCUCCGAUUUGCAAAGAUGUUUAAUCAAACACCGUUUUCAAAUAUUGUUAACAUAAAUAUAUAUAUAUAUAUAUAUUACGGAUUUAGCUUUCAUAAUUUGUAUACUCGGAUUGGAUGUGUAGGAAAGAAACAAUAUCUUGAUAAGAUUAGAAGGAAAAGAGGAUGCUUUUUACUUUUUUCCAUUAUUAUUUUUUUGAGCAUGUUUCCGACCGCUUAGUACCAAUACCACGAUUAUGUAUACGUACCGAAUUCUUAUCAUAAAAGUCGGAUUUUGUAUUAAAUUUGUAUUUAAGUGAAACUGAAGAGUUUCUUUAAAACUGCAGUUUCAGUAAAAGACUUUGAAUCGUUUAAAAUGUCUCUGUUGGGAGAAAAACAUUUAAAUUUUUAUACAAAAACGUGUUUGUAGUUAGGUAGAUGUUUUUAAUACGUAUUUAUUAAAAUAUGGUCCUAGGUUCAUUAUUCUUUGUCUCUAAUAUGUACCUACAAUUUCAUUUCAUUUCAUUAAGUUAUUAUUAGAUAACUAUGUGUGCUUUUUGGAAACUUUGUUCAGGUUAUGUUUAGUCUUCCUAAACAGUGGAAGGCGUGUUGUUUAAAUUCAAUAUUGGUCACAAUCUUUUCGCCUUCACAUCACCGUCACAUUCAUUGUGAUCUCAGGCAUUGCCCUUGGCAUAUAACGGUAGUACCGUAAUAAAGCGGUACACAUUUUGUCAAAUAUUUUAUUAAUUCAUACAUAAACGAAUACCUACGUCAUCCACAAUCACUUAAUAGGAAAGUUUUCUAUGAAUCUUUUGAUGUGCGCUUAAAAACGAAUGGGCGGAAAUUCAUUUUUGGCAAACAGCUCUAUUUUCUUGUUGGAACGAAUAAAUCAUACCUAUACUUACAGGAAAAAUGUUCCAUUGCUUUUGAGCAAAAAAAAAUCUUAGAAGAGAUUUGACCAGGCUCCUUGGCGAUAGGCAACGGCUGCGCUAUGUCCCUGACAUUGCUAAUGGCUACGAGCGUCAAUGACUUCUUACCUCAACUUGCUGAAGCUGUUUUGAGAGAUAUUAAAAAAUGUUAAAGUACCUAUAGACAUAAUUAGGCCAAAAAUUAGGAAUGCCUAGUAAAAGGUAAUCGUGAUCGAUAUUGUUGAUAUAAACAACAUGGCAACAGCUGAAAAUGUUAAUCGUGUUGGUUCUCGAUAGCAUCGAAACAGAAUGAGUUGAAAAUGUUGCAUUGUUAACAAAAAGAUUUUCAUAUGGUAUAAAUUUUAAUGUUUACGUGCCUAUUACAAAACACACAUCGAAAUUUUAACUCACUUUGUAUUGUAUCGGAAUUCUUUGCUCAAUUAAAUAUUAUGAGCUUCCACCUUCAACGCAUUGGUUUGAAUGGCCAAAUUAAUUGACUAAAUUAUACUUGUUUUGUGCUUGUCAUAAUAUAUAAAACCAAUAUAAAACGGACACUACCUUUAAACAUAUAUUUAUAGGAUUAAUAAAACUUUUGAAUCUAUCCAUUAAUUUAUCAUCUUUGUAAUCUAGUUUUCAAUAAGCAGUUUGACUUUUGGGGAUUUUUGAGUUUGCUGUUUGGAGUUCAACAAAUAUGAAUCUAUUAUUAAUAAGAUCGAAUGAAAAUUCAUCACCCGAAACAAUCGGCUUAUUGUAAACUUAGAACUCAUAAAGUCAUGCUGAAUGCUUCCCUACUUCCUCAGUAGGUAUACCUUGUAGUUCGAUAACUCUUGAAAUUAUUAAAUAUAAGAUUUUUUUUCUCUAUACAAUACUCACGAUUCUGUAAAAAUUAAGGAAAGGACACGCUUCCGUCCUGCAAAACUGCAAUGAUGAACAUGACGGUUUUUAUUUGAUCAACUUCAAUAUGAAUGUGGUGUCCAUUCCGUGUUAUCGUAUAUCAGUUUGUCACUUACCUUACAAAGGUAUUGAACAAUAAUAAAUGAGAUUUAAGAACAAAA
Bombyx mori (domestic silkworm) is the source of this 3739-nucleotide messenger RNA. RefSeq lists its product as uncharacterized. Bases 345 to 1073 code for a protein of 242 amino acids. The transcript has 5 exons. Gene Ontology annotation, molecular function: acyltransferase activity, transferring groups other than amino-acyl groups. The record is from RefSeq and is a predicted model, not a curated record. NCBI's taxonomy places the organism in Eukaryota, Metazoa, Arthropoda, Insecta, Lepidoptera, Bombycidae.